Messenger RNA from Camarhynchus parvulus, 2174 nucleotides. RefSeq names its product zinc finger protein 385A (gene ZNF385A). Lineage: Eukaryota; Metazoa; Chordata; Aves; Passeriformes; Thraupidae. Gene Ontology annotation, cellular component: nucleus. Gene Ontology annotation, molecular function: zinc ion binding; nucleic acid binding. The record is from RefSeq and is a predicted model, not a curated record.
AUGCUGCGGGCCCCGGGGCCGCCGCUGGGGCCGCCCCCGGCCGCCUCCUCCUGCCCGACCGCCGCCGCCGCCGCCGCCGCCGCGCUCCGGCUGCUGCCGCCGCUGCCCGCGAUGGAGGCCCUGCCCAAGGCGGGGCUGGGGGCUCUGGCCAAGCCCCGGCGCCCGGUGAUCGCCUGCAGCGUCUGCCAGAUCCGCUUCAACUCCGAGAGCCAGGCCGCCGCUCACUACCAGGGCAAUGGGCUAGCCAGGCCGCCACCACCAGGGAACGCCCCCCGGGCCAGGGGCCUCGAGGCCGCCCGCCGCGGGCCCCGGAAGCCCCCGGACAGCCCGCCCGCGGCCCCCGCGCGAAAACCCCAAGCCAGAUCGGGGGGCCAGGAGGAGGAGGAGGAGAGGGCGAAGGCCAAGCGGCUCCUGUACUGCGGGCUCUGCAAGGUGGCGGUGAACUCCCUGAGCCAGCUGGAGGCCCACAACAAAGGCACCAAGCACAAGACCCUGGUCGAGGCGCGCUCGGGGCUCGGUCCCAUCCGCGCCUUCCCGCGGGGGGGGGGCUCGGGGGGCGCCCCCCCGGCCGAGGGUCCCGAGCGCUCCUUCCACUGCCAGAUCUGCAACGUGCGCCUCAACUCCGAGCUGCAGCUCAAGCAGCACAUCUCCAGCCGCCGGCACCGGGACGGGGUGGCCGGGAAGCCCAACCCCCUCCUGGGGCGCCAAAAACCCCGGAGCCCCCCCGAGCUGGCGCCGCUGCCGUUCCCGACGAGCUGCCCAAGGCCCCUGGGGGGGGCUCCUCCGCCCCUGGCGCCCGCCGCCGCGCCCCUGGCCCGGGCCGCGCCCCCCGCCAUCCCCCUGGCCCUGCGGGGCCCCGCCCCCCUCCUGCCCGGGCCCCCCCUUGGCCCCGCCCUGCUGCGGCCGGCGCCGGGCCCGCUGCGGCCGGGACACGCCCCGCUGCUCUUCACACCCUAUUGACUGAUGGACAGACUGACAGAGUGACAGACUGACUGACAGACUGACUGACAGACUGACUGACAGACUGACUGACACAGGGCCCGCUGCGGCCGGGACACGCCCCGCUGCUCUUCACACCCUAUUGACUGAUGGACAGACGGACUGACACGGGACAGACUGACAGACUGACUGACACAGGGCCCGCUGCGGCCGGGACACACCCCACGGCUCUUCACACCCUAUUGAUGGACAGACGGACAGAGUGACAGACUGACUGACACAGGGCCCGCUGCGGCUGGGACACGCCCCGCUGCUCUUCACACCGUACUGACCGACAGACGGACACGGGACAGACUGACUGACUGACUGACAGACUGACUGACAGACAGACUGACAGACUGACUGACAGACUGACUGACAGACUGACUGACUGACACAGGGCCCGCUGCGGCCGGGACACACCCCACUGCUCUUCACACCGUACUGAUGGACAGACGGACACGGGACAGCCCCGUGCACACCCCGCUGCUGUUCUCACCGUACUGACCGACAGACGGACACGGGACAGACGACUGACAGACAGACUGACCGACAGACGGACACGGGACAGACAGACGGACAUGGGACAGACAGACGGACACGGGACAGACAGACGGACACAGGGACAGCCCCCGCGCACGCCCCGCUGCUCUUCACACCGUACUGACCGACAGACGGACGGACAGACAGACGCAGGCACAGCCCCCCCCAGAACAGCCCCUGGGAACGCCCCCCACCCCCAAAGCCUGGAACAUUCCUUGGGACAAUCCUGGAACCCCCCCGGGGACACCCGGACAGCAGCCGGCGCCUGGCAACCGUUGCCUGGCAACCGGGAACCCCCUGGCAACGGUUGCCUGGCAACGCUCAGUGAGCAACUGCCCCGGUGAUGGUCGCCAGGCAACGGUUGCCUGGCGACCGGGGCUGCCCAUGGCAACCAUUCCCUUACAAUGGCGACCUGGCAACCGUUACCUGGCAACCGGGAACUGCCCAUGGCAACGGUUCCCUGGCAACCGCCUGCACCCAGAGCUGCACGUGGAAACCGUCUCCUAGCAACCAUCUCCCAGCAACUGUCUCCUAGCAACCGUCUCCUAGCAACCGUCUCCUGGCAACGCCCCCCCAGCCGUUCUCCCUCCCCCCCUUCCCCGGGCUCAGCGAUUUUUUUUUUUUUAACUGGAAUUUGGAGAUUUGGCAGGAAA